Messenger RNA from Cryphonectria parasitica EP155, 371 nucleotides. RefSeq lists its product as uncharacterized. The annotation marks the transcript as partial. The transcript has 4 exons. NCBI's taxonomy places the organism in Eukaryota, Fungi, Ascomycota, Sordariomycetes, Diaporthales, Cryphonectriaceae. The record is from RefSeq and is a predicted model, not a curated record.
AUGGCUGUACUCAAGUUCGACUCAGGCGACAAAGUCAUAGCUGACGUGACUCGCGAGUCCGGAGCCAAACUGAAAAUCUGGGGCGAAGUUAUCGAGAAGCAGCAGUCCUCUUCUCAUGACACGAAUACGUACAAAAUCCAUGUACUGAAGAAGAUGGACAUCCCUCAGACAAUGUCUGACAAAGGGGAUGCUUGGAAGGACUCAAAUGAGCAAAGCGAAUGGGUUGCAGAAGCCUGGGUUGAGGCGAUACCAGACACGUUUGAGCUCGCAAAUUAUGAUGAUAUGCUGCUCUGCGACACAGACCCAUCCACAGCUGGCCGGUCUGUGUCUCAACCCGCUGGGUGGUCAACUGGGGCCGCGCCUAACCCGUG